UGUCUUUUAUACAGGUAACAAGCUGAGAUUAGGAGCACUCCCUUUAAGAGUGUGCUCCUAAUCUCAGCUCGUUACCUGUAUAAAAGACACCUGGGAGCCAGAAAUCUUUCUGAUUGAGAGGGGGUCAAAUACUUAUUUCCCUCAUUAAAAUGCAAAUCAAUUUAUAACAUUUUUGACAUGCGUUUUUCUGGAUUUUCUUGUUGUUAUUCUGUCUCUCACUGUUCAAAUAAAUCUACCAUUAAAAUUAUAGACUGAUCAUUUCUUUGUCAGUGGGCAAACGUACAAAAUCAGCAGGGGAUCAAAUACUUCUUUCCCUCACUGUAUUUAGUGUGAGUGCCCAAGAAAAUUAAAUACUAGUCCUAAUUUAGAUAGUCUAAAAGAAAGGUGGUGAAUUCUUAUCAAUUGAAACAUUUUUAGAUUAUUGUUGAAAAUAAUUUUAAUGUUUAAAUGAUCUAAAUUUAAUUGCAUUUUAUUCUGGUAGGGUAAAAAUUUUAUUUAAAUUUUUUAAAAUAAAAUACAGCAUAAAAUUAAUUCCUAGGGGGUGAAUACUCGAAGUAUAAGGAAGUAUAAUAUAAUAUAAUAUAAUGUAAUAUAAUAUAAUAUAUAACACGGUCUCCUUAUUCUCAUACUCUAUAAAUUGUACAUGCCUGGCUCUAGAGGGAGUUUCCUGAACUGGCUGAGAAAAGCUCAUUCAGAUCAUUACCGUUUUUAUAUGGAGGUUUUUUGCCAAUAUUUUAUUCCACUUUGCUGCACUGAUACAGUGAUUGAUCCGGUUGUGUUUAGCAAUAUGGAGCAAGUGGCUCACUCCCAAAAAAUCUUACACUAUGAAAUUCAUAUCACACCACUUUUGUGCAGAAAUCUUCCCACUCUCUGCAUGACAACUCCUUUUUAAUACUUUUUAUUUAUUUCUUUAUUUCUUUAUUUCUUUAUCUAUUUAUUUAUUUUACUUACCACCAAACCACCCUGAACAGCACAACAUGCACAAUGGUCUAUAGAGUUGUAGACUGGGGGGAAAAAACAUCACUUGGUCAUUUUCCAAUCUUCAACUGUCCAGUUUACGUGAGCCUAGCCUCAGAUCCCUGUUUUUGACAGUAGUAGACUGAUAGUAGUCUUCUGCUGUUGUAGCCCAUCCACCUUAAGCUUCAGAAUGUUAUGUGUUAUGAGAUGCUUUCCUGCCCACCACAGUUGUAAACAGCCUUACUGUCAGCUUGAACCAGAAUGGCCAUUCUCCUCUGACCUCUCUCAUCAAGAAGGUGUUUCUGGCCACAGAACUGCUGCUCACUGGAUUUUUUUUUUCUUUUCACACCACUGUGUGUAAACUCUAGAGACAGAUGUGCUGAUAUCACAUUUUCCCCUUUCUGAUUUUUGUUAACAUUAACUGAAACUCUCGACCUGUAUCUGCAUUAUUUUAUUAAUUGUGCUGCUGUCCAAUGAUUAGAUGCUUGCAUGAAGAAGCUGGUGUAUAUUUGUUCUUAUUAAAGUGGCCGGCAGAAAUAAGCAUUGCCGCCUCACAGCACCAGGGCUGUGGAGUUUUUGUGCAUGUUCUCCCCAUGUCCAUGUGGCUUUCUUCUUGGUUCUCUGGUUUCUUCUCCCAAAAAAGACAUCAGAAGGUAGAUUGUCGAAGAUGAGUUUCCCCUAGGUGUGAAUGAGUGUGUGAAUGUGUUUGCAUGGUGCCCAGUGAUGAACUGGCGUCUAGUUAAGAGUGAAUCCCCAUCUCACACCCAGUGUUCUCAGGAUAGCCUCUGGAUCCACUGUGACCCUGAACAGGAUAAGCGCUUACUGAGUGAGAGUAAGAAACAAAUCAAUUGACUGAAGAAUACAGUAUAUACAAAAUGAUGUUUAAAAAGUGUUUAAUUGUAUUCACUGAUACUUUUAUUCAUUCUUUUAUUUAUUUAUUUAUUUUUCCUUUUGGCAGACCCUCUGUUAGCCUAUUAAUAUCCUUUUUCCACUUUCCCAUGACCAGGCCAGGCCCCCUGCUGUCAUUUUGUUUGCUUAUGCAUAGGGUCAGCCUUGGUAUAGUCAGUUAUUCUGGCAUUUACAGCUGUGAAGUCAACAUAACCAAAUUUGACAAAAAGUUAGUUGUAUUGAAAAAUAACACCUUUAAGAGACAUAUUAAUCUCUAAUACUACUACUACUACUACUACUACUACUACUACUAAUAAUAAUAAUCUCUAGGUAAUGACGCUUUGUUUUUUUUUUCUUUUUUUCUUUUUUUUUUUCUUUUUUUUUUUUGCAUUCCCACCCCCCAAGCUGGCAUGUCUGGACUAUUUAUUCUGUUCUGUAGCAAAGGAACAUCUGGAAGCAGUCAGUGAAGUCUGCAUAGGAGGAGUGGGAGAGAAGGAGGGAGCUUGGUCUCAGGCUCACUCCCCAGACAAGCAUCACUGCGCUGAAGCAGGCGAGCGCGUUUGGCGAAAGGGCCAUCGGCGACUGCAGUCGUCUCUUUUCUCUUCCUCUUCCUCGGAACACAGCAAGGACGAUUCUCAGAGCCCUGGUUUUCAUUGCGGCGCGCGCACAGUGUCUGCGCCUGUUUUCGGAACAACACGGAUGGGAAUCGAUCGCAGCGGUGUGCGUUCAACCCCGUUAAACGUUUAAUCUUCGGCCUGGAAGCCAUUUAAAAAAAUAAUCCCUACUUUGGCGGUCGCUCUUUUUAUGCUGCGUCCAGUUUUAAAGAAAUUAGAGAGAGACAAACGGAUAUUCCGAAUAUCGUUGGACCAAGUAGGGCUCGUGCUGGGUUUCUUCUUAGCUAGGGCCCGGAUGUUGUAAGGAUGCACUGGUUCGUUUUCUUAGACGGCUCCAGUCAAUAUUUAUUCCCGCUUUUUAACUCCAUCAUGGGAAUAAGGUAAUAUUCACUCAACCCACGAAAGGGCCAACUUGAGUGUCUUCGUCCUCCUUCCUUCAGCUUUUUAAUUUUCUUUCCAAAUUUGGGAUGUUUUUCUACUAUCGCAACCCUUUUUAUUUUACAACCUUUUUUGCUUCUUUCAUCUCACUGAUACAAAAGCUGGGCUGCGUCUAUGUUCAGUGAGAGCAAAAAAUGUAUAUACCGGAGGAAACCCUUGAAAACCAUCAAGGUUCUAACUACACCAGCCCAUCUCUGGUUAUGGUGUCUAAUGUAAGUGAGAAGGAGCACAGUGUUAGUGUUAGCAAAGGUAGUAUGGUAGGUCUGGCACCAGAACACAUCCCUACACCUAAUGCCGCCCUCAGCUGGCAGGCAGCUAUCGAUGCAGCACGUCAGGCCAAGCUGAUAAGGAGUGCAGCAGCAGCACCCAUCUCCACAGCAAUUUCUACGCAGCAACAGCGUCAGCACUACAGCAAACCCAAGAAACAGACGAGCACAGUGGCCACACGGCCCCCGCACUCCCUCCUCUGCCUUACCCUCAAAAACCCCCUCAGACGAGCUUGUAUCAGUAUUGUGGAGUGGAAACCCUUUGAAAUCAUCAUUUUAAUGACUAUUUUUGCUAACUGUGUUGCCUUAGCUGUCUACAUCCCCUUUCCUGAGGAUGACUCCAAUGCCACCAACUCCAAUCUGGAGCAAGUGGAAUAUCUCUUCCUUAUCAUCUUUACAGUGGAAGCAUUUCUGAAGGUCAUCGCAUAUGGGCUGCUAUGUCACCCCAAUGCCUAUUUAAGGAAUGGCUGGAAUCUGUUGGAUUUCAUCAUUGUCGUUGUAGGGUUGUUCAGUGCUAUAUUAGAACAGGCCACAAAAGAAAAUGGAGGGACACCUAUUGGAGGGAAGGCAGCAGACUUUGAUGUGAAGGCCCUGCGUGCUUUUAGAGUACUGAGACCCCUACGAUUGGUGUCCGGUGUUCCCAGUUUACAAGUAGUGUUGAACUCUAUAAUUAAGGCCAUGGUUCCUCUGCUACACAUCGCUCUGCUUGUACUCUUUGUGAUCAUCAUCUAUGCCAUCAUCGGCCUAGAGCUCUUCAUGGGGAAGAUGCACCGUGCAUGCUUUUCCUUCAGAAAUGGACACAGAGGGCCUCUAGCUGAGGAGAAGCCUGCACCUUGUGCCCCAAAUAAUGCCCAUGGGCGGCACUGCACCCCAGCCAACAUCACCCAGUGCAUGAUGGGAUGGGAGGGACCAAAUGAUGGCAUUACAAACUUUGAUAACUUUGCAUUUGCCAUGCUAACAGUGUUUCAGUGCAUCACCAUGGAGGGCUGGACUGACGUCCUCUAUUGGGUGAAUGAUGCUGUAGGGAACUCCUGGCCAUGGCUUUAUUUUGUUACUCUAAUCAUCAUUGGCUCAUUUUUUGUUCUUAACUUGGUUCUGGGGGUCCUGAGCGGAGAGUUCUCUAAGGAGCGUGAAAAGGCAAAGGCACGUGGAGAUUUCCAGAAGUUACGAGAAAAGCAACAGCUAGAAGAGGAUCUAAAGGGCUACCUGGAUUGGAUCACUCAGGCUGAGGACAUUGACCCGGAGAAUGAUGAGGGACUGGAUGAUGCCAAACCGAGAAACUUGAGUAUUCCAGCAAGUGAGAGUGAGUCCGUGAACACUGACAUCCCUCCCACUGGAGAUUUAGAGGGAGAACCCUGCUGUACCCAUCUAGUAAAUAGGAUCUCCAAAUCCAAAUUCAGUCGAUAUUCUCGUCGCUGGAAUCGUCUGUGCAGGCGUAAAUGUCGAGCUGCUGUGAAGUCGAAUGUCUUUUAUUGGCUGGUGAUUUUUUUUGUGUUCCUGAAUACUCUAACCAUUGCCUCGGAACACCAUAAACAACCACAGUGGCUGACGGAUGUACAAGAUAUCGCCAACAAGGUUCUCCUAGCGCUCUUCACUGGAGAAAUGCUUUUGAAGAUGUACAGUUUGGGACUGCAGGCGUAUUUUGUCUCACUUUUUAAUCGCUUUGAUGGUUUUGUGGUGUGUGGUGGGAUACUAGAGACCAUCCUGGUUGAGACGAAGGUUAUGUCCCCUCUAGGCAUAUCAGUGCUGCGUUGUGUGCGCCUGCUGCGCAUCUUCAAAAUCACCAGGUACUGGAACUCUCUCAGCAACCUGGUAGCAUCUUUGCUGAACUCUGUCCGUUCCAUCGCCUCCCUGCUGCUGCUGCUCUUCCUUUUCAUCAUUAUUUUUAGUUUGCUAGGCAUGCAACUGUUUGGUGGGAAGUUCAACUUCGAUGAGACACGUCGGAGCACAUUUGACAACUUUCCCCAGUCAUUACUCACAGUCUUCCAGAUUUUGACUGGAGAGGACUGGAACUCAGUAAUGUUUGAUGGGAUUAUGGCCUAUGGUGGACCAUCAUUUCCUGGUAUGCUUGUGUGCAUCUACUUCAUCAUUCUCUUCAUAUGUGGAAACUACAUCCUCCUGAAUGUAUUCUUGGCCAUUGCUGUAGACAACCUUGCAGAUGCAGAGAGUUUGACAUCAGCUCAAAAAGAGGAAGAAGAAGAGAAGGAAAGGCGGAAGCUGGCCAGAAUGGCUAGUCCGGAGAAGUGGCAAGGCAAUGAGAAACUUCCAGUUGAGAAAAAAGAAGAAAAGAUUGAAAUGAAAUCAAUUACCUCAAAUGAAGAAACUACAAAACCCACCAAGAUCAAUAUUGAUGACAACGAUGAGAAUUUAUAUCCAGUGAACGACUUCCCAGGAGAGGAUGAGGAGGAGGAGCCAGACAUGCCAGUGGGCCCAAGGCCAAGGCCUCUUUCAGACAUUCAUCUGAAGGAGAAGGCUGUUCCUAUGCCUGAAGCUAGAGCUUUCUUCAUCUUCAGUCAUACAAACAAGUAUAGAGUUUUGUGCCAUAGGAUUGUCAACCACAACAUCUUCACCAAUCUUAUACUCUUCUUUAUUCUGCUAAGUAGUAUUUCUCUGGCUGCAGAGGACCCAGUAAAAAGUGACUCAUUCAGGAAUCAGAUUCUAGGUUAUGCAGAUCAUGUUUUCACGGGUCUCUUCACCAUAGAGAUUAUAUUAAAGAUGACAGCAUACGGAGCAUUCCUCCAUAGGGGUUCUUUCUGUCGUAACUACUUCAACAUCCUGGAUCUGGUGGUGGUCAGUGUCUCUCUCAUCUCUUCUGGGAUUCAGUCAAGUGCCAUUAACGUUGUGAAGAUUUUGAGAGUUCUUAGAGUCCUCAGACCCCUGAGAGCCAUUAACAGGGCCAAGGGCCUCAAACAUGUAGUCCAGUGUGUAUUUGUAGCAAUCCGCACCAUCGGGAACAUUGUUAUUGUCACCACUCUGCUGCAGUUUAUGUUUGCCUGCAUUGGAGUACAACUCUUUAAGGGCAAGCUCUACUUUUGCACAGACUCUUCUAAGCCGACCCAGACAGAAUGCAGGGGGGAUUACAUUCUGUAUAAAGAUGGUAAUGUUGGGAAGCCGGAAAAAGUUUCUCGUAAUUGGGCCAACAGUGAAUUCAACUUUGAUGAUGUGCUUCAAGGCAUGAUGGCCUUGUUUGCUGUGUCCACUUUUGAAGGAUGGCCUAGCCUCCUGUACAGAGCCAUAGACUCCCAUGCCGAAGAUACUGGCCCCAUCUACAACUACCGUGUGGUCAUCUCUGUCUUCUUUAUCAUCUAUAUCAUCAUCAUCGCCUUCUUCAUGAUGAACAUCUUUGUCGGUUUUGUCAUUGUUACAUUCCAGGAGCAAGGAGAGCAGGAGUACAAGAACUGCGAGCUGGACAAGAACCAGCGGCAGUGUGUGGAGUAUGCUCUAAAGGCACGGCCUCUGCGCAGGUACAUUCCAAAGAAUCCAUACCAGUAUAAGGUGUGGUAUGUGGUCAACUCCACCUACUUUGAAUAUCUGAUGUUCACUCUAAUCCUACUUAACACCAUCUGCUUGGCAAUGCAGCACCAUGGCCAGUCACCAUCCUUCAACAAAGCCAUGAACAUCCUGAACAUGCUCUUCACUGGUCUGUUCACUGUGGAGAUGAUCCUCAAACUUAUUGCCUUCAAACCCAGGGGCUAUUUUAGUGAUCCUUGGAAUGUUUUUGACUUCCUCAUCGUAAUUGGCAGCAUUAUAGAUGUCAUUCUGAGUGAAAUAAAUGGUCUCCAGAAUACAGAAGAUAAUGCCAGGAUUUCCAUUACCUUCUUCCGACUCUUUCGAGUUAUGAGACUGGUAAAGCUGCUUUCACGUGGAGAGGGAAUUCGAACAUUGCUGUGGACCUUUAUCAAAUCUUUCCAAGCACUUCCUUAUGUAGCAUUACUCAUAGUAAUGCUUUUCUUCAUCUACGCUGUUAUUGGAAUGCAGAUGUUUGGUAAGAUCGCACUGACAGACAACAGCCAGAUCAACCGAAACAACAAUUUUCAAACAUUCCCGCAAGCUGUGCUGCUGCUUUUCAGAUGUGCAACAGGUGAGGCCUGGCAGGAGAUAAUGCUGGCCUGCUCCCCAAAUCGCCCAUGUGAAAAGGGUUCUGAAGAGGCCCCUACCAGUGAGGAGUGUGGCAGUCAUUUUGCCAUCAUUUACUUUGUCAGUUUCUACAUGCUUUGUGCUUUUCUGAUUAUCAACCUGUUUGUGGCAGUUAUAAUGGACAACUUUGACUACCUGACACGGGACUGGUCCAUACUAGGACCACAUCAUCUUGAUGAGUUCAAGAGGAUAUGGGCAGAGUAUGACCCUGAGGCAAAGGGAAGGAUUAAGCAUCUGGAUGUGGUGACAUUGCUUAGAAGGAUUCAGCCACCCCUGGGGUUUGGCAAACUCUGUCCCCACAGAGUGGCCUGCAAGCGCCUGGUAUCCAUGAACAUGCCUCUGAACAGUGAUGGCACAGUAAUGUUUAAUGCUACUCUGUUUGCCCUGGUGCGCACAGCCCUUCGCAUUAAAACUGAAGGUAAUCUGGAGCAGGCAAAUGAAGAACUGAGGGCAAUAGUAAAAAAGAUCUGGAAGAGGACCAGUAUGAAGUUGCUGGACCAGGUUGUGCCCCCAGCAGGAGAUGAUGAGGUGACAGUUGGGAAGUUCUAUGCCACAUUCCUCAUCCAAGAAUACUUCAGGAAGUUCAAAAAGAGGAAAGAACAAGGCUUAGUGGCUAAAGUGCCUCCAAAAACAGCUCUCUCUCUGCAGGCUGGCCUGCGUACACUGCAUGAAAUGGGUCCAGAAAUACGGAGGGCAAUAUCAGGAGACCUCACUGCAGAGGAAGAGCUGGAGAAGGCCAUGAAGGAAACAGUGUGCACUGCAUCUGAAGAUGAUCUCUUCAGGGUGAAGCGAUCAGAUGGUUUCUUUAGAAACCACAUGAACUAUUAUCAUCAGAGUGAUGACUGCACUGAUUUCCCCCCAUCCUUCACCAGUCAGCGGCCACUGCACAUCAGCAAGUCAGGCAGCCCUGGAGAGGGCAAGUCACCGUCUUGUGAGAAACUGGUGGACUCCACCUUCACACCAAGCAGCUAUUCCUCCUCAGGUUCCAAUGCCAACAUCAACAAUGCCAACAACACAUCCAUCAGCCACUGUUACCCAUCCAUUAGCACUGUGGAUGGGCACAUCAGGCCCCUGCUCAUACCUGUGCUACUCCCAUGCUCUUCAUGGUCCUUCCCCAAUAAAAGCUCAGACUCGGGUGAAUGUCAUUUCCCCGUAAUCUCUCGGGGAGAGGCGGAUAAAGAUGAAAUGCAUGACAUGAUGGUUACAGAGACUGAAUGCCAACAUGAGCAGGACAUGCUCUCCACUAAAAUGUUGGUUUUGCAAAAUGAUGAGUGUAAGCAGUUAGCUGUGAUGGAAGAGACAGAUGGGGGUGGGGACAGAAGACCAUGGCAGUUUGCCCAACAGACUGUUCUCUGUCCAACUGCACUAAGUCGACGAUCUUCCUUUCAUCUAGAGUGUGUGAGCAGACAGAGCAGAACUGAAACUUCGCAUAAGACAACGUUGCCCCUGCACUUUGUCCAGCAUCAGUGGGGUGCGAUGCAGACAGCAGACAUGGUUGCUCAGCCUCCUACAAAUAAAAAUCUCCACUACUUCCAGAAAGAAACUGACCUGGCAGCCUGGAAUGUGUUGAUCUUGGAACAGUUGGACCGCUACUCACAGGACCCCUCAUUCGUCAAGGUGGCCAAGCAGGAGCUGGCUGCUACACAUGACAUGACCAUGGAAGUGAUGGAAAGUGUGUCAGAAAGCAUUCUCAAUGCCAAUGGGCCUCACAGCCCAAAUAGCAACCUCCUGCCUUAUAUGCACUGCAGCAAUGGAGUGAGAACCAACCAGGGACAAAAAAGAGCCUGGGAAAUAAAGGUUCAUGAGAAGGGGGUGGGAGGACUGCAUGUUGCUGAGCACAGUCAACUGAACAGUAAGCUACUAGUUGAUGAGGACAUGGUGUGUGUGACAAGCUUGUAGGGAGAACUUCAGCAAAGAAGACCUUCAUUUCACCAGACUGUCAUCCUGUUAAGAGUUCCCCUGCUCUGUCUGAGAAUACUAGAGCAUCUCUUAAGCCAGAAAUGUAUCUUUAAACCCAUAGUUAUUAUAGGAGUAUAAUGCAAUUUGACUUAGCUUAAAUGAAAGCUUUUCUUUCUUUUUACUUUCUUUCUUUCUUUCCGUGUGAAUGGCUAUGAGCAAAUUUGUCUAGUAUGUGAUUGUGUGAGUGAGAAAGAAAAAUGUGUCUAUAUAAAAGUGCCUCACAGUUCUUAGAACCUUGACUGAGUAAUGAUGCAAAGACAAAAAAAAGACUUCAAAAACAGGAAAAGGAGAACUGUCAUACACCUUUUUCAUUUUGUCAUAAGGGAAUGAUCAGCACUGAAAGGCCUUUUGCAAAGGCUCAGUGGAGGAUUAAGUUAAGGCUGGUUUGUCUCCAGCUUGUAUACAAAAUGGGGGCGGAAGCACCUUUUGCUCUGUUUCCCCCUUCUUGUUUGUAUUUUUUCAGAGGGCAAUGCCAUUGAACAAAGAGGCAGUACACGGGCAGGCUCUGGCCAGGCCCCUCCACCAGGCUCACAUACAGUUUAAAUAGUAAUUACACUUUUGGUUCUUGUUACUCCCUGUCCUCUCUGCAGGUUUGUGCUUUAGGGGCUGACGUGCAAGUGUGUGGGUUGGGUAUGGGGGAAUGCAAGGUAGGAUUUGUUAGCAAUUAGCAAUCACAUGGUUAAAGCUUUAUGCUAAUAACUGAAAUUGACAGAAGAGAGAGUAAUGUGUCACAGAGUUUGUUGUGAUAGAGAGAUCAUUUGAUGUGGAAGACAUUUCACCUGAAUCACCCUUAUGUGAUAAUAAUAAUUAGCUGGAUAAGCAUACAGUUGGCUCAGAGUUUUAUAUUGAGAUUGAACACAGACUAAUAGUCAGUGAAUGGUACAAACCAUGUGUUGUGCUUAGUUUAGGGGUUUAUAUAGUAAGGAAACAGCCCACUAAUAGCUGUUUAUAGUGUUUAUUACAAUUUCUAUAACAGUUACGGUAAUAAGUGAUGUCAGUAGAGUAAUAGCAUAGGUAGCAACUUAUUUUUCUCAUUAACAAUCUAAAACUGAACGCAAUGUACAGUUAUGGCACUAUUAACAAUUCAUUGGUGACUAUCAAAAUAUUGUUGUCUCAAUUUAUUAUCAUUAGUAUUCAUAACACCACAAAGUCAAUUCACAAUUUUCACACUGCUCUUACUCUCUGUGUGUACUUGUGGUUGUUAUAUUAACUGCUUGCCAAGGGAAAAUGGAAAAUUUGCAGGGAAAUCCUCCAGGUUAGUGAGAGCCUUCAUAUUUUGUCAGUAAGUAAUGUUUUUCAUCUGUGAGAAAGAUUACAUGGUAUGAAAAUUGACAGAAACUAUUCCCUUCCUAUAUUCAUAAAAUCAUCAUUGUGUAUAGCAUAGUUAUACUUAUAGUCAUAGUAAUUUCUCAUCAUUAUGUAUAGCACAUUUAUAUUUAUAAUCCAAACUCCUCAGCUGCACUAAUAGUUUAGUGUGGUGAGGGGUGAUGGAGCAAAUCAUCACCAGAGGGCAAUAACAUUGCUUGACUGAUUUACAUAAUGUCACAUGUCUCAAAACUCGAGUGCCAUGACACAUUUGUGCAUAUAGCAGAAUUGAACUACAAAGAUGCCACAGAGGUGGAACUACAAUUUUUUCCCCCCUUUAUUUUAACAGUUUAGACAAAUGUAUUUUCAUCAAGACUGGGGUUAUUUUCUUAUAAAGAAAAUACUAAUUUAUAUUCUUAUAAAGCAAUUAAUUUCAGUUUUUAAUUAAAAAUAAAUGGUGGUGUAAUUACUCUUUAAAGUGUUUUUGUGUGAGCUCUAGGAGGUGGCACAUGAAGCAGAGAGAUUUUAAAGUACAGAAAAUAUUGUACAGCCAUUGCAAGUCUCCUGUUUUCUCCAGGCUGUCAUCCUCUGUUUAACUAAUGGUCAGGAGGCAGUCUGUAUCGAAAAUCCACCAUAUAUGUCAAUUUAUCUAACCGUUUAUACUUUUCAUUUUCCAUGGGCAUUGCAUUUUAUUAUUCUUUGUGGGCCCCUUGUCAUUUUCAUUUGUGGAUCAUGUUCUUUCAAGCUUACUCUCUAGUAUGUGAGAUAGUAGAAGGAAGUUGUGGUUAAUCCUCUGUUUUCUCCUUACAGCUCUUCUCUAUAUCUCUGUCGAUUAUGCAGUGGAAUGGAUUUCACAUAACUUUAGAAGGUUCAGGUCUGAAAUACAUUUUGUCCAUGCAUGCUAUAUUCGAUAAUGGUAUUUUAAUAAUGUUAUAUUUUCUUGGACUUGUGUUGUAUUUUUGUAACGUAAUUUAUCCUGCUUUUAAGAGAACACAACCAGUGCCCACUCUGCUAUCCCCUGUUUUUACUAAGAUGAAUAAGAUAUGUAGUACCCUGCCUAAGGCCAACACAUUAAAUGUAUUUAUUUAUUUAUUUUUCCUAGAGAUGGUGUGCGCUCAUUGGGGAAGCACUGUGUUGUUGUGUUUUGUUAAUCAUUAUCAUAGAAGAUGUGUGCUAAGGAACGAUAGCCCACCUAUACAAUUGUAUCAAAGGCAAAUAUGUGAAGAUGCAAAGGCUUUUGUUUUUAUUGCUGCUCCAUUUCUGGUUCAUAGAUAGUCUGAAGAUACUACAUAAGUACCCAGAUGGCACAAACUGCCAAAAUUGUUAUUUGAUAUAGUGUGAUUUUCAAAGUCAAACUGUUAUUGCAGUUACUUUUAGACUAUUUAAAACGCCUCUCCCAAAUCCAGGAGAGAACACUGCUACACUAAUCAUGACAAUAAUGGUGCACUUUGAGGAGAGACAGGAGAAACAAAUGUAUUUAUUCAGGGACUCAUGGGUAGCCUAUCAUUUAAGAUACUCUUUCCAGCAUAGUUUAAACAACAGGGCUAAGUAUAUCAUUAAAGCCACUAUUAUUAUUAUUAUUAUUAUUAUUAUUAUUAUUAUUAUUAUUAUUAUUAUUAUUAUUAUUAAAUCAUUGUUGUUGGUGGUGGUGGUGUUACUAUUGUUAAUGUUGUCUAAAAUAAUUUCACUUGGUUUUAGCAGUGUAUUCAAUCACAUUAACAAAGAAAGAAUUGGUGAUUUAUUAUGCAAAUAAGGUGUUCAAAUGUUCUAGGUAAUAUUGUUAUAAGAAGAUAAUAUGAUGCCAGAGUGACUUAUAUGCUUAGUAACAUUUUGAUGAUUAUGAAAUUAUAACAUGCUUAGUACGGCCUUUGUUAUUCCAUACAUAUCACACUGGAUUUAAAAAAAUGUUUCAUAUAAGACCUCUGAAAUUUAAACUCUGAAUUAAACAGUUAGUUUAUUUCCAAUAUUCUGUGUUCUAAAGCUCCACUUUGGCAACAAUGUAUGUCUGUUUAUAGCAUUUUAAUAGUGUUUAUUUUUAUUUUAUUUUAUUAUUUUUUUUACAGCUGUUGUGGAUGAAUGUACUCCUGUCAACUGUAAGGAAAUGUUUAUGGUAAAAUCCUGAUAAACAUGUAGCCAGUGUU
Ictalurus furcatus (blue catfish) is the source of this 12705-nucleotide messenger RNA. It is a transcript of the gene cacna1c, whose product is annotated as calcium channel, voltage-dependent, L type, alpha 1C subunit. Gene Ontology annotation, biological process: calcium ion import across plasma membrane. Gene Ontology annotation, cellular component: voltage-gated calcium channel complex; membrane. Lineage: Eukaryota; Metazoa; Chordata; Actinopteri; Siluriformes; Ictaluridae. The transcript has 47 exons. The record is from RefSeq and is a predicted model, not a curated record. Gene Ontology annotation, molecular function: high voltage-gated calcium channel activity. Bases 3032 to 9199 code for a protein of 2055 amino acids.